Drosophila busckii is the source of this 909-nucleotide messenger RNA. Its product is annotated as pyridoxine/pyridoxamine 5'-phosphate oxidase. Lineage: Eukaryota; Metazoa; Arthropoda; Insecta; Diptera; Drosophilidae. The transcript has 3 exons. Bases 137 to 787 code for a protein of 216 amino acids. The record is from RefSeq and is a predicted model, not a curated record. Gene Ontology annotation, molecular function: pyridoxamine phosphate oxidase activity; FMN binding. Gene Ontology annotation, biological process: pyridoxal 5'-phosphate biosynthetic process; pyridoxine biosynthetic process.
GGCAGCUGAAGCGCCAAACAGCAAAGCGAUCGCCACAGCCGAAGUGUCGUUUGCUUACCUGAAAGACGCGCUGAAAUCCAUAGAAUCCGCAGCUGAGCGUUACGAAUAUCCAGAAAACCGCAUUGAUCAGCUCAACAUGACAUCCUCUAUGGCCUUCAUAGCUAAUGCGCCAGCGGAGCCAGCGCUUCUAUUGCAGCAGCUGCUGGACGGCGCGCAACGCUCCAAGAGUGAGCUGCAGAGCAUGAAUCUGGCCACAUUGGAUGCGGAGUUUGGUGUGCUCAAUCGCACGGUGCUAUAUCGUGGACUUAGCGCAGACAAUUGCAUUGUCUAUAUAACGCAACGCUAUACGCGCAACUAUAAAAAUAUAGCUGCGAAUCCCAAAUGCGGAGUAACUAUUUACUUGCCACAUGUGUCGCUGGGGCAAGCGGAGCCGCCAGCUACAUGGCAGGUGCGUUUAAUAGGCGCCACUGCUGUCGAGCUGCCUGAUGCAGAGCUGGACGCUUGGUGGGCAAAGGAGUCGCUUGCAGCGCAAAUACGCAAUUUGAUUUUCCCCUGCGGUCAGCCCAUCGACUAUGAGCAGCAAAAGCAAAAACAUGACGCGUAUCUGCAGAAAUUUCUGGAGGACAAGCAGCCACUGCAGCGCCCACCCACAUACACUGCAUUCAAGUUUAAAGCGCAGGCCUGGGACUUUCUCAAAGUGGGAGAGAAUCAAAUUGCAGACAGGCUGCAGUAUCGUCAACUGGCAACUGCAACUGGCCAAUGGCAGUCGCUGCAUGUCUCCACUUAGAGAGCGAGAGAGCAGCAGCAGAGAGCGAGCGCAUAAGCAGCAAGGGUAGUAAACUGAUGCAUGUGCUAUAUAUAAAUCUAUAUAUAUAUGUAUUUAUAUUUGCAAAAACAAAACAAGUUACA